AUGAGCUCCCAGAUUCAUCAGAAUUAUUCCACGGAAGUGGACGCCACUGUCGCCUGGUCAACAUAUAUCUGCUGGCCUCCUACACCUAUCUCUCUAGGCUUCUAUUUUGAUUGUGACAAUGAGGCUCUGGAGGGCGAUGUGCAGAAGCCAUCCCAAGAUGAGUGGGAUAAAACCCUGGACACCAUGCCAACUGCCCUAGUUCUGGAGAUAAACCUGAACCAGGCCCUUUCAGUUCUGCAUGCCCUGAGAUCCAUCCAUGGAUACAGCCAUCUCUGGGACUUCCUGGAGAGCCGUGUCCUAGAUAAGGAGGUGAAACUCAUCAAGAAGAUAGAAACUACCUGA
This is a messenger RNA of Mustela erminea (ermine), 342 nucleotides long. RefSeq names its product ferritin light chain-like. Gene Ontology annotation, biological process: intracellular iron ion homeostasis; iron ion transport. The transcript has 2 exons. Gene Ontology annotation, molecular function: ferrous iron binding; ferric iron binding. The record is from RefSeq and is a predicted model, not a curated record. Bases 1 to 342 code for a protein of 113 amino acids. Gene Ontology annotation, cellular component: cytoplasm. Lineage: Eukaryota; Metazoa; Chordata; Mammalia; Carnivora; Mustelidae.